GAGCGUGCGCGUGCAGUUACGUGAUACCCACGGCCCGGAAGAAAACCCGACCCUCUCGGCUUCCAUGUGUGAAACGCUGAGAGGUUGAAGAGUCCGGGAAACCAAGCUGAGAGUACACUGUACUGUUUUCUCUCUGAAGACCACAGCGGAGUGCACACAUUGUUGACGACAGGGACCGAUACGGACAUGGCGACGUCCAGCUCCUGUGUUGUGAUCAGUGACGAGGAGCAGGGUUAUGACUUGGACCUUUUCUGCAUACCAAAGCACUAUGCUGCUGACCUGGAGAGGGUCUACAUCCCACACGGACUCAUCUUGGACAGGACAGAGAGACUGGCCAGAGAAAUCAUGAAGGAAAUGGGUGGACACCACAUCGUGGCCCUCUGUGUACUCAAAGGGGGUUACAAGUUUUUUGCAGACCUGCUUGACUACAUCAAGGCCCUGAACAGGAACAGCGACCGCUCCAUCCCAAUGACAGUUGACUUCAUUCGCCUCAAGAGCUACUGUAAUGACCAGUCGACUGGUGAAAUAAAAGUAAUCGGUGGAGACGACCUAUCUACUCUGACAGGAAAGAAUGUGUUGAUUGUGGAGGAUAUUAUCGACACAGGGAAGACGAUGAAGACGUUAUUGCAACUCCUCAAACAGUACAAUCCUAAAAUGGUGAAAGUAGCAAGUUUGCUGGUGAAGAGAACACCAAGAAGUGUUGGCUACCGACCAGACUUUGUAGGAUUUGAGGUCCCUGAUAAAUUUGUGGUGGGUUAUGCGCUAGACUACAACGAGUACUUUAGAGAUCUAAAUCAUAUCUGCGUCAUUAGUGAAACGGGGAAGGAGAAGUACAAAGCAUGAAGAGCACCUCCUAACAGUUUUCAAUAUUUGGUUAUGUCUUUUUUUCAUUUACCAUAGAUGUUAUAUUUCAUUGCUUUAUAUUGUGUCGUAAGAAAAUGAUCAGCCUGCUCAGGGUGAAAGUGAUAAUCCUGUAUUUCCUGUGUUGGUGUCACCACACACGCACACACACAUUUUGACUUUUGAAAAUGCUUUGCCUUAGAGAGAACCACAUCUGGAUUUAAAGGAAUGGAUCCCAGCUUCACCUCAAAUAUUGCUUUUAUGCUCCCACACUGAUUUCAUUUUUUUAAAAAUAAUUUUUUUCUAAUUGAGAACAUUUUAGAGCAAUGCUGCUAGAAUAUAAUACAGUCAGAUAAUUGUUGUUCUGCCAUAAGAUUCACAACCAUUUCUUUGUGUGAAAUGAUUAUAUUAUUAUUUAGUGUUUCUGUAAUUCUACCUGAAAUUAUCAGGAGCUUUUUUUUUUUUUUUUUUUAAUGACACAUUUGAAGAGGAGCUUCUGGAAUUGUAAAUGUACUUUUGGGAACAAUAUUUCACUUUUCUGUGGCACUGUGUUUUGUGACAGUAAAGACACACGGGGUAGAAAAGUAAACAGAUUUUUGCUUCUGUCCCAUAUUAAAUUAUGUAGACAUUGAUAUGUGUAAAAAGAGGUUUCUUCUAAUUUAUGAAAGUUAGUGAAAGCCAAAUAAAGCUUUAGAAGCAUCCAUCUUCUUUGUGUAAGAUGAAAAGAGAUCCUCCUAAUGCUGGAACGUGGAGUUCAAUCACAAACUAUUGACGGCUGAGAAUUGUUCAUCUGAAAUACCUAAUCUGUAUCUACAUAUGCUUUAAUUGCACAUAAUUUAAUUAAACCCCCCUGUUUUUUUUUUCCUUUUGUUUACAUUUUUGGCUAAAUGAAAUGCUGUGUAAUCAUCAGUGUUGCAGCACCAGACAUUAAAUUUUUCUCACCACCCACU
Archocentrus centrarchus (flier cichlid) is the source of this 1790-nucleotide messenger RNA. RefSeq names its product hypoxanthine phosphoribosyltransferase 1 (gene hprt1). Gene Ontology annotation, biological process: IMP salvage; GMP salvage; hypoxanthine metabolic process. The record is from RefSeq and is a predicted model, not a curated record. The transcript is spliced from 9 exons. Gene Ontology annotation, molecular function: hypoxanthine phosphoribosyltransferase activity; magnesium ion binding. Gene Ontology annotation, cellular component: cytosol. NCBI's taxonomy places the organism in Eukaryota, Metazoa, Chordata, Actinopteri, Cichliformes, Cichlidae. Bases 187 to 843 code for a protein of 218 amino acids.